Messenger RNA from Penicillium pulvis, 576 nucleotides. Its product is annotated as RraA family protein. The transcript is spliced from 4 exons. The record is from RefSeq and is a predicted model, not a curated record. NCBI's taxonomy places the organism in Eukaryota, Fungi, Ascomycota, Eurotiomycetes, Eurotiales, Aspergillaceae. The coding region runs from base 1 to 576 and encodes 191 amino acids.
AUGACAUCAAUCUCCAAAGCCCUGCAGGGCCUCAAAAGGUUCACCACUUGCGACAUUGGCGACGCGCUUGUGAAGCUUAAGCAUCCAAACGGGGGCUUCCUCGAUGGCUUGAAGAUGUAUUCACCGGGCGGGGGAACGAAUGCGAACAAAGAGGGCCACAUUAUGUACAUUCAACAACCCAAAGGCUUACCUUCCGCAUGCUGGGGUGGUCUGAUGUCGACUCGAGCCCAGAAGCUUGGUAGUCUGGGUGUCAUAGUUGACGGUCGUAUGAGGGAUGCGCAGGAGCAUCGUGAUAUGGGAUUCCCUGUCUUUGCUCGGGGUACUGCCGUUCUUGGAUCCAACACUUUUAGCCGUGCAUCGGAGAUCGAUGUACCGCUGCAGUUCAAGGGCGAUCUUUGGGUCUAUCCGAAGGAUAUCUUGGUGGGUGAUGAGAAUGGCGUUGUUGUUGUUCCGCCUUCACUGCUCGAGCAGGCCGUGGAGCUGUGCCAGGAGCGGUUCGAGAUCGAUGAAAAGACUAUGGAAGCACUCCGGGCGGGUGAGUCGAUGGGUUCAACCAUUCAGCGGAUGCGUAAGUAG